Messenger RNA from Perkinsus marinus ATCC 50983, 492 nucleotides. RefSeq lists its product as hypothetical. The record is from RefSeq and is a predicted model, not a curated record. The transcript has 6 exons. Bases 1 to 492 code for a protein of 163 amino acids. Lineage: Eukaryota; Perkinsozoa; Perkinsida; Perkinsidae.
AUGAGUAUAGUCCAUCCACCGCUCAGUCACUUGGAAUGGGUACGUCGGAAGGAACUCUUCGGCGAAGGGAUCAGAAAGGUGAACAACAUUGCGUUAUUUUAUAAGUACCCUCACCUGGUCCCCAAGGAGGAUCCAACUAUUGAUAGACUGGACCGGGGAAGUCGCAAGCGCUCUGUUAGUUCCGAUCCGAGUGGUAUUGAGAAAGCUCGUGAGAAGAGAGAACCUCCUGGCUGGAUGCCCGUCCCGAUGACGGACCGCGAACAGAACUUGCUCAAGCUCAUAUGCACUCGCUACUUGAUGUUCAUCGACCCGGGCUUCAAAGACUUCCUUUUGUGUAGCUCUGAAAAUGCCGCGAAACUCCUCCAGCAGAUAGGGCGACUACUGGCGGCGAGAGACAACAAACGGUUGCCAGUUCAUAGGGCGGUCCAAAUUGCGACUUCAUCUUGUGUGCGAGUUCCGAAAGAGCUUCGGGAUGAGGAGCCGAUUAUGUAG